UCUGCUCUCUGUCUGCCUGUCUCUCUCCCAUUUGCUCAGUUUUUCUCCGAUCAGUCCUCUCUCUCUCUUUGUGCUCUGUGCUCUGACGUUGUCAUCUUCCCAUUCGCCGUUCAGAAAGCAGGGUUUUUCUUCUUCUUCUACUUCUUUUCGUUCGUUUCUUGUGGCCUUAGAGCUGCCGUUCUCCGCUUUCUCUGCCAUGGAGUUCACGUCUCCAGUGGCCCGAAGAACCCGUCUGCAGAAGGCAAAACUGGCGACGGCCUCCUCCUCAAGAGCCUCGAAGAAGAAGAAAGGAGGGACCAUUUCGUCGGAAACCAAGGUAACGAAAGCUUCUUCCUCUGCAGCAAAGAAAUCGAGAAAACCCGCUGGAGUAGUCCGUACCGGAAACAGAGGACAUCGUCCUCGUGUAGGUCGAAACCGGCUUGAGGACAGUGACUGCGAGGUCAUUUCCCUGGAAGAUACCGAUAGUGAUGAUGACGAUGGGUUGGACAUGGGGUUCGGCAGUGGGGGAAGUAGUGAUGUUCCUACCGGGGUGGUGCGUGAUCGGGAGAUGCUAGAUAGGAGGAGCGGGGAGAGCUAUAGUGUGAUCAGUCUUGGGUCGGGCUCCUCCGAUGAUGAGGAGGAGGGCCCUCUCGCAGAGGGCGAGGAGAGGCUUCUUGAAACUGGUUCGGGGUGGUGUGAGACCUCUCCUGAGAGUGAGGCUGAGGACAGUGAUGAUGAGGGUGAGGAGGAGGAGGAGGAGGUGGAGGAGAAAGAGGAGGAGGAUGAGGGAACAGAGAGUCAUCAUGAACUUUUUCAGUGGUGUGAAAUGGCUGGUGAAGAGAGGAAACGAGGAAGGCUCGAAGCUCGACUGAAGGAGAGUACUGGUGAUGAGGGAACAGACAGUCAUGGUGAAAUCGUUUGGCAGAGUGACAAGGCUGGUAAAAUGGGGAAACGAGGACGGCCGGGAGCUCAACUGAAAGAGAGUACUUAUGAUAAAGGAACAGAAAGUCUUGAUGAAAUUGUUUGUGAGGGUGAAAAGGCCGGUAAAGAGAGGAAACGAGGAAAGCCUAGAGCUCAACAGGAGGAGACUACUGGUUAUAAAGGAAGAGCAAAUCAUGACGAAAUUGCUUGCCAGUGUGAAAUGGCAUGUAAAAAGUGGAAACGAGGAAGGCCUAGAGCUCGACAGAAGGUGACUACUGGUAGUUCCUGCAAAUGUGGGCUGCGAUCUAAUGGUUCUCAUUUGAGCCGAGAGGUGGAGCUGGAUGAUGUGGAGGUGAUCAGUUUAGGAUCGAGUGACGAUGAUGAUACGGAUGACUUCCCUGAUGUGUUUGCUGGAGUACAGAUGCCUGGUCCAGUUGCAAGCCGCACCAGGUCCAAUGUGAGCCCGACAAUGAGCAUGAGAGGGGCCAUAGGAACAGGACGAGCUGCAUCUUCGAGCAGUGACUGGAAAUUGAGGGAGAAAAAAAUUGCAUAUGAUCCCCUGAGGAACGAGGCACUGAAGAUGAAGCUGGGAGGAGGUAAGAGGACAAGUGAAAGAUAUUCAGGAGCUUCCACUUAUUCUAUGAAGAAGAAUGGGGUGGAGAGGGACUCGGACAUUCUUAGCAGCAGCAAGGGACAUCCAGAGAAGAAAGUUCAUUCUACGAAGAAGAAAGGGGUGGAGGGGGACUCUGACGUUCUCAGCAGUAGCAUGGGACCUCCAAAGAAGGAGAAAACUGCUUCUGAUAUUCAGAAGUCUAAAAACUUGGGUGGAAAACCUGUGGAGAAAUCAAAAUACAAGGAGGAGAUGGAAUCCAUGUCGAACAUGAUGAACCUGGACUUCGAGGCUGCUAAGAAGAAUGGGUUGGAGAGGGACUCGGACAUUCUCAGCAGCAGCAAGAGACCUCCAGAGAAGCAAGUUCAUUCUACGAAGAUGAAAAGGGUGGAGAGGGACUCUGAGAUUCUCAGCAGUAGCAUGGCUCCAAAGAAGGGGAAAACUGCUUCUGAUAUUCACGAGACUGAGAACUCGGGUGGGAAACCUGUGGAGAAAUCAGAGUACAAGGAGGAGAUGGAAUCCAUGUCGAACAUGAUGAACCUGGAUCUGGAGGCUGCUGAGAAGAAUGGGGUGGAGAGGGACUCCGACAUUCUCUGCAGGGGCAUGGGACCUCCAAAGGAGGAGAAAACUGCUUCUGAUAUUCAUGAGUCCGAGAACUCAGGUGGGAAACCUGUGGAGAAAUCACAGUGCGACGAAAUGGAUGACAUUUGGAACGUGAUGAACCUUGGUCUCCAGGAUGAUCGGAUUGAUUCGUACUCUUCCCGGAAUAAGAAUAUCGAUGCAGACUAUACAGAGCUCAACACAUCUCAAGCUGCCCUCUGCCGCCAAGGGAAGCAUGACCUCUUUCUUGACGAGCAAAUUGGGCAGAGAUGCCGCCACUAGUCCCAUAUUGAGGUCGAGAUAGACGGCUGCUGCCCUCAUUUGUAAGUUCUUGAGCAUUUAAUUUGGACUAGUCCUUCCUCGAGAUCGUACAAAUAUCACAUAAAGUAACCACUUAGGACGAUACUGUAGGUGCUGUCGACGAGUUAAGGGCGAGGUUUCGGAUCCGUGGUGCUAAAGACAAGCAGAAAUUACUCGGGAUGAUACUACUCUCCAGGUUUUGGACAACAUGGAAAGAGAGAACUAGCAUUUGAUGGAGUUAAAUCUGCUGAUGUUAUUUUAAUUGAGAGGUGGAUUAGCGAUGUAUAUUUUUGGUGUAGUAGGAAUUUCACUUGGGAUCUCUACAUGUUUCCGGACAUGCUCAUGAAACUCUUGUAUUUAGUUAUGCACCUUCGGUACAUCUUAAUGAAAUCUUUUAUAUUUACCAAAAAA
Molecule: messenger RNA, 2821 nt
Organism: Punica granatum (pomegranate)
Lineage: Eukaryota; Viridiplantae; Streptophyta; Magnoliopsida; Myrtales; Lythraceae
Source: RefSeq, a predicted model, not a curated record